AUGGCGGAUCAAUCUCGCUACAGUGAUGAUGGGGAGAUGGAAUCCUCUCUGAUCCAGCGCGCAGUGGAUUUGUCUCUGGCUCCAAUUCGAUUGCUUACCUCCCGCACCGCCAUCAAGGCCUAUCUCAGCACGCUUCUCUUUCUAACCACAUCAACCGUCCUCCUGACCAUCUCGUCCACCGCCUAUGGCUUCUUCUACUACAACUACAUCCCCCAGAUUAAUCUUGAACGCGUUCUAUACCUCCAGUAUGGCGAUCAUGGUCUCCAUCCUCAUGCCACCACAGACCUUGACACUUCAGCGUUGAUCCCACAACAAGCAUAUGACAUUGACCUAAUGUUGGACAUGCCACGCACACCAGUCAACCUUGAUGCUGGCAAUUUCAUGCUAGAUUUGUCUCUCCUGGGAACCGGUACGAAUGCAAAGAAUAUACCCGAUCCACUGUUUUCAUGGUUGACCAACAUCACCGCGGACAAUGUUCUACAUCAUUCUCGGCGACCUGCAAUCCUUCCCUACGCCUCCCCAGUCGUCUCCCUCAGCCACACUUUCCUGCAUCUGCCGUGGCAUCUGCUCAAUUUUCGAGAUCUGGACUCGUCUCAUCUCGUCGUUCCCAUGUUCGAAUUGCUGUCUUUUCCACGAGGGUCGAGAAAUGUUCCAUCCCAUGCCCGGCUUGAACUUCAGUCCACGAGUCUUCUUCAAGUCUACAGUGCUAAGCUCGUCUUCCGGGCCAAAUUCCAGGGGCUACGUUAUCUGAUUUAUAAUUAUCGUGUGACGGCUUUUGCCAUUUUCACUACUCUCUUCUAUACGAUAAGCAUUACGACCAUGGCCUUUGCUUGGGCGUUGAUUUCGUCGUUUUUAGCCGCGGGGAAGGAUGACGAAUGGCAGCCGAAGCAGAUCAACCAGGGAUCUGAGGUCAAGCAGAUAAAGACAGACCAAGAAUCGGAUACUGGUACAAAAAUCAAGACUGAGGAAGACGACACGGAGCCAGCAACGCCCAAGACUCUUGAUGAGACACCGCUAUCGGCGAUUAGCAGGGAUGCAGACAAUGAUGAUGCCAUCACGCAGCAAGUCGGCGCCGAUGAGGUUGCCGACGAUGAAGAUGACGAAGGCGACUCGCAAGAGAUUCGAGGAAGGUCGUUUCAUCCAGAUUCCGGCAUCGGUACGAGUAUGGAGAGCGAACAUACCACUUCAGGAUUGUUAAGGCGAAGAAGCUCACGAGGGCUGUCUGCCAAAUGA
This is a messenger RNA of Exophiala bonariae, 1233 nucleotides long. RefSeq lists its product as uncharacterized. Gene Ontology annotation, biological process: lipid droplet organization; lipid storage. The transcript is spliced from 2 exons. NCBI's taxonomy places the organism in Eukaryota, Fungi, Ascomycota, Eurotiomycetes, Chaetothyriales, Herpotrichiellaceae. Gene Ontology annotation, cellular component: endoplasmic reticulum membrane. The record is from RefSeq and is a predicted model, not a curated record. The coding region runs from base 1 to 1233 and encodes 410 amino acids.